AGAGACUCUAUCAACGCCGCCAGUGCACGACGACAAACGACAUCCUCAAGAAUCCACCAUGCCGGACCAGCCAUCCAACUUCAAGCGCUUCGUCGAGGUCGGCCGCGUCGUGCUCCUCAAGUCUGGUCCCCAUGCCGGUCACAUCGCGGUGAUUGCUGAGAUCAUCGACCACAACCGGGCCAUCAUCGAUGGUCCCACAACCGACGUGCCCCGCCAAUCCUUCCCCUACCGCCAUCUAACUCUCACUCCCUUUGUCCUUACCAAGCUCCCCCGCGCAGCCGGCUCGGGAGUCAUCCGCAAGCAGCUUGAGCAGGAGGGCACCGUCGAGAAGUGGAACAAGUCUUCAUGGGCGCAGAAGCGGGAGGCAGUCGAGAAGCGCCGGAAGCUCAACGACUUCGAGCGGUUCGCCGUCAUGCUCGCGAAGAAGCAGCGGAGGGACACUGUCCGCAAGGCGGUCAAGAAGGCGUCUGCAUGAGCUUUGGAGUGAGCGGCUGGGAGAGGGGUGCGGGUGUGUAUGUUUGACGCGUUGGCUCGCCUUCAUGCGCGGCAUGGGACCAAAACGGGCUGGGACGUGCGUUCUCUGCGGCUGCGUCCCUCAGCAUCUAUAUUGCAUCGUCGUCUAUGCUUUCUACACGAUUUAUGACAUGCAGCAUGCAAAAUCAUAUUCUUGGCAGAUUGGUCCACAGCGUCAACACGCA
Messenger RNA from Fomitopsis serialis, 698 nucleotides. RefSeq names its product 60S ribosomal protein L14. The transcript has 4 exons. Bases 59 to 475 code for a protein of 138 amino acids. Lineage: Eukaryota; Fungi; Basidiomycota; Agaricomycetes; Polyporales; Fomitopsidaceae. Gene Ontology annotation, molecular function: RNA binding; structural constituent of ribosome. Gene Ontology annotation, biological process: ribosomal large subunit biogenesis; translation. Gene Ontology annotation, cellular component: ribosome; cytosolic large ribosomal subunit. The record is from RefSeq and is a predicted model, not a curated record.